ACAAUGAUGAAGUAGACAACUCAAAGGAAAGCCAAGAUGAAGAAGUAGAGCCACCCGUAAACGAGGAACAACCACAAGAGGAGGAAACGCUAAUGCCAAGGGCAUGGAGGACUUCAAAGAACCAUCCUCUUGACAAGGUGAUCGGUGACAUCAACCGAAAGGAGGUCAAAGAAAAAGAUCCCGCACCGGCAAGAACAUGGCUUCUUCCUCGGCUCAUCCACCACCGGCGCACCAAUACCUCGACGGAUCUUUCUUAUGGUUCAACGACCGCGCAGAGGCGACGCGGUUCUCGGAGAAGUUUGAGCACCGGGAAAUUCUCCCUCCCCGAUUCUCCACCGCCCGCUUCAUUCAUGACUCCAUUCCACGUGAGGCACGGGUUAUCCUCGAACGUGGAAACUUCCUCGACCUCCCCUACAUCAAGAAGGCUCAUUAUAACCCUUUUCUUGUUCGAGCUUUCUACUCGAACCUGAGCAAGGAUGAGGACGGAGCGUUGAUUUCUAACGUCAAUGGGGUGGACAUCUAUUUGAAUGAGGAAAACAUUCAAAUUCUCACAGGGCUUCGUCGGGACGGACAGGAUCUCGGGCUCUACGUUGGAGAACAAGGAGCGCGGUUCAAUGAGACCGCCCUCUUGGAGGAAAUUCUCAAGCCUAGGAAGUUCAAUCACACCACUCUCUCCCAGGAGGACACGAAGACAAUUCAUGUGAUGAUUCACAACGUCAAUCUCAAUUGGUGUAAAUUUGUGAUGACUCACAUGUUCACCGCCACCUCCGACAACCGGUCGCUCCCCUACGCCCUCCUCGUCAUGGCGAUUCUUGAAGAGUAUAACAUCAAAACCGAUGUUGGGCCAAAGAUAAAUGGGACAAAGCAUUGGGAGAUUGAUGAAUCCUCUUUCCACUCGGGCACCGACGAGACUCCGUUUCGACAGCCUCGUCCACGCCGCCAACCGAGAGGCACUGCCUCAACCGCCACCACUUCGACCAAUCCUUCUCUCGCCGAGCAAAUGGCAGCCUUGACCGCCACUCUCUCUCGGAUUGACACCAACGUCUCCCAAACGGCCCAAAAUGUAAAUAUUUUGAGCCGAGAGCUUCACGGGUACUUUGACUUUGUCAAUUACCCUUACGCUCAAAUGGUCCCCUACGCUCCUCCACCGAAUGUCAGGGAUGCACCAAGCGGGACUAAUAACGUUGGGGGAGAUGAAGAGGUGGACGAUGAGGAAGAGGAAGAAGAAGCCGAAGAUGAUGAUGAAGAUGAAGACGAUGAAGAAGAAGACAUUGACGAAGACCAACUUCUCAAUGAUCUUUCACCAAAUUUCUAGAGCUCUAGCUCUACUUUCUUCUCUUCCUUAUUUUAUCAUCUUUUGAUAUGCUUUCGUUAUGUACUCCGCUAUUUCCCUUAAUUAAUUAAUAAAAAUCUUUAUGAUUU
This is a messenger RNA of Cuscuta campestris, 1422 nucleotides long. The record is from the annotation of a GenBank genome assembly. NCBI's taxonomy places the organism in Eukaryota, Viridiplantae, Streptophyta, Magnoliopsida, Solanales, Convolvulaceae.